Molecule: messenger RNA, 3991 nt
Organism: Oncorhynchus tshawytscha (Chinook salmon)
Lineage: Eukaryota; Metazoa; Chordata; Actinopteri; Salmoniformes; Salmonidae
Product: LIM/homeobox protein Lhx9
Exons: 5
Coding region: 446-1639 (397 amino acids)
Biological process (GO): neuron differentiation; regulation of transcription by RNA polymerase II
Cellular component (GO): nucleus
Molecular function (GO): RNA polymerase II transcription regulatory region sequence-specific DNA binding; DNA-binding transcription factor activity, RNA polymerase II-specific
Source: RefSeq, a predicted model, not a curated record
GGGCAGGCUUUUGCACUCUUCACAAAUAGGACACGGCUCUCCAACUCAGGCAGUCCCAAUCUGACCUUCAAGCACACGGAACCCUAUAACGUGAAAUCGGCGCGGGACUGUCGAGAGAAAAACACCUAAUCUAAACUUCUGCAAUUUUAACCGUCCAUCACCACCAUCAUCAUCUGUGCAUAAACUGGCCACCGCCAGAUCAGCUGGACUAUACUUAUUUUUUUUUUUACAAAACAUUCAGGGGAGAGGAAAUAAUUUCUUCCUGCCUUGAUUUCUCCCCGUCCCUCAUCUAUCCACCACUUGCAGGGGAGGUGAGCUGAGUGUGUCUCUUGUUUGUUUGUGUGUGUGUGUGUGUGUGUGUGUGUGUGUUUGUGUGUGUGCCUGUCUAACAGUCUAACAGCAGAGCCAGUCGGAUGCUCUGAGCCAACGGGACGCAGUGCUGUAUAUGGAAGUUGUGGGCUGCAAGGCAGAAGCGAGCAGUUGCACAUUGCGUCGUUCAGGAGCGGGAGCCAUGCUGUUCCACGGGAUCUCCGGUGACCACAUCCAAGGCAUCAUGGAGGAGAUGGAGAGGAGAUCCAAAACCGACUCGCGCCUUACCAAGGGCGUGCCGCUCAACGGAAGGGAAUCGACCAUGCCUUCGAUGGGACCGGAGAAGCCCGCGUUGUGUGCUGGCUGUGGAGGCAAAAUCUCGGAUAGAUAUUACCUACUCGCUGUGGAUAAACAGUGGCACCUGCGGUGCCUCAAAUGCUGUGAAUGUAAACAACAUUUGGAGUCAGAACUCACGUGUUUUGCCAAGGAUGGCAGCAUCUACUGCAAGGAGGAUUACUACAGGUUCUCAGUGCAGAGGUGUGCGCGCUGCCACCUCGGGAUAUCGGCAUCGGAGAUGGUAAUGCGUGCACGGGACUCGGUGUACCAUCUGAGCUGCUUCACGUGCACCACGUGCAACAAGACCCUGACCACCGGCGACCACUUCGGCAUGAAGGACAGCCUGGUGUACUGCCGGGUCCACUUCGAGACCAUAGCCCAGGGAGAGUACCCACACCCCGGCCUCAACUACUCCGAGCUGGCGGCUAAAGGCGGAGGUCUGGCGCUGCCUUACUUCAAUGGCACUGGGACAGCUCAGAAGGGAAGGCCUCGCAAGAGGAAGAGCCCCGCCAUGGGCAUAGACAUCGCCAGCUACAACUCAGGUUGUAAUGAGAACGAUGGAGACCACCUGGACCGUGACCAGGCCUACCCUCCCUCCCAGAAGACCAAGCGCAUGCGCACCUCCUUCAAGCACCACCAGCUCCGCACCAUGAAGUCCUACUUUGCUAUCAACCACAACCCCGACGCCAAGGACCUCAAACAGCUUGCCCAGAAGACAGGCCUCACCAAAAGAGUUCUACAGGUAUGGUUCCAAAACGCAAGAGCCAAAUUCAGAAGGAACGUUUUGCGACAGGAGAAUGGUAAUGACAAGGCCGACGGCACGUCACUCCCGCCGCCCUCGUCCGACAGCGGCGCUCUGACGCCCCCCUCCAGUGCGGCCACACUAACAGACCUGACCAAUCCCUCUAUCACUGUAGUGACCUCCGUCACAUCUAGUUUGGACAGCCAUGAUUCGGGGAGCCCCUCACAGACUACCUUGACAAACCUUUUCUAGCAAGCUCUACAACUCUAAGCUCUUAACUCAUUUAUGUUUUUUUUCCAUAAUUUGCAUUUACAUUUUUUUAAACACCUUUAAAGAAAACAGAGACAGUUCUGUGGAUACAGGAAGUACUGUACUGUACCCAACAAAAAAGCAACAAGAUCAACAAGAACAACUACAGCAACAUUUAAACAGGAGGAAAUUAUGUUGAUGUGUAGCAUUUGCAACCGCUUGGCAGCUGUUUGUAGUCAACGUAUUUAGUGAUUGGUUUUGUGUAGAGGACAUUUUGAAUCUGGACGGCAUUGAACAAUUAUGAACAGGGUUCAACAAUCUUGGACAGAGCCCAAAUGGAACUAUUUAAAAUGGGAAAAGUAUAUUAUUUUUACUAUAUUUUAUGUCAUUUGGUUAUUUGAUUAAGUCUAAAUUUAUCCAUCCCUGAUAAUUAAUGUAUUAUUUACAGAUCAAUUAAUUUAAAAUCAUUAAUAUUUUGCUCUAGAAAUGUGUAUGUUAGCACUAUCCUAUUUAAGACAUAUUUAGAUAUUUUGUUUUUUCAAAAUUAAAAUACAUUCGCAGAAUACGUUGUAAAAUAUAAUUCAGAGUUAUCCUGGACCUAACAAAACAUUGGAUUAUUUUAUGGAUUAGUCAUUCUAAUCUCUAAAUUGCACUGUAGACAUUACAAGAACCCGGACAAUUACAACUCAAAUGCCAGGUGGCUGCUGUGACCUCAACAUUCAUUUUGUCUUGACACACCUCAACUGUGAAAUAAAUCAAUAACAACGGAACAAAUCUAUAGAUCUGUACAGUGGUAACUGUCAAAGAUGUAAUGCAGUAACAUUGAUAUUAGAAAGAAUUCCACAAUAGAAAUCAGUGAGUGAAAUUCUGGAUUGGGACACAGUUGAAUCUGCACUGUUUGAAAGGAUUGUUUCCAUGACAGUGCACUUUUUCUAAUCUGCUGGCCUAAUUUUACAUACCAACACACAAAUGGAUUUAAAAAAAUAGUUUAUCUGGAUUCAACGUGCCCGUAGAAUUUCUGUUAAAUAAAAUACUGCCCAUCAUUUUGCUCAGGGUAAAGAAGGGUUGAUUAAAAAAAGGGAAAAGGGAGGAGGUUAAAAAGUGAGGGAUGACAAUGUGGCAGAUUAGAGGCAUAGAGCUGACAGAAACUUUACAAUGACCUCAGAAAACUAGAGAUAGUAGAAGACAUGCAGCCAGUGGGACAAAUAAAUCAUCCUCCAUGUUCACGUUAGGCCAUAUUUAUACUUUCUUUACGAUCACUUGCCACUGAACAGACCAAAAACAUGUUUCCCUCUCAAUGAAUUAAGAGAAAGAAAGAGAAGCAGUCCUUCUGCAGGGUUCUAACAUUUUAAAUGAGUAUUUUGUUGUCUUCUGGGCCAGCUGUUUAAGGUCGUUGGCGUUGGGGUUGUGGUUGAUAGCAAAGCAGGACUACAUAGUGCGGAUUAAGAGAAAGAAAGAGAAGGAGUUCUUGCUGCUGGGUUAAAACAUUUUAUUGUAAUUGUCACUAUUUGUUCUAUUGUAGAACAAAGCGUUAUUCUCAAUCUACUUGAUGAAGUAGAUGCCUAACUCAGUUCUACUAUGUGCCUUAUGAUAUAACUUGGAAGAAAGUUUGUGAACUUCAGGAUUAUAUGUGUUGUUUGUUAACUGAUUCACAUACUUGUGACGCCUCACUAGUUUUGUACUGUUUUACAUCUUAUUUCUGAAGAUCUUUUUAUGGUGUAUCCUGUUAAAAGGGGGCAGCGAUGUCAUAGAAAGCGUUUGUGCACUCUUUCAGAUAUAGUUGGUUAAUCCAAGAAUCUUAUAAAUUGAUUUUCGUGUUAAUAGUUCAGUACAGUAAGUGUUCUAUCAAGAUUGUCCAUGUUUCCCUGUUUCUUGAUAAAGAUGGUGUAUAGAAACUAUUUCCCCUUAAAUAUUUAUGGACCAAACGGUUGUUAUAUAUCUUAUUAAAUUUGUGUGAAUAAAAAUACUUUGCUUUAAAUGAGUUUUUUAUUUUUCAUUACACUUGCCAUUUUUGUGUUGUUCCUUAGAUACUGUUUUAUUUUUUACUCACAUCAACAAAUGAAAAAGCAUUCAAUGAUUGAUUGACCAAUUCAAAACAAGCGUUCCACAUUUUUACUCUUAUUUUAAUUUCCUAUUUUAUGGUGUUUACAGUUAUAAAGUAAUGCCCCAUGGAUUUGCACCUAAACCAAGUCGUCCAAAAAUUCUGAAAAUGGCUUUUUAAUGCAUGAAUAUGGCUAUAACUUUUUAAAAUUGAAAAAGGAAUGCUGCAAAGCACACAUUGAUUGAUAUAUCUAUGUAGAGCUAAAGUGAAGAGUAAAUGCAGACCCAUAAAGCCAGGUUGCUCUGUAGUUAAUA